Messenger RNA from Glossina fuscipes, 3214 nucleotides. RefSeq lists its product as uncharacterized. The transcript has 11 exons. NCBI's taxonomy places the organism in Eukaryota, Metazoa, Arthropoda, Insecta, Diptera, Glossinidae. The coding region runs from base 564 to 3125 and encodes 853 amino acids. The record is from RefSeq and is a predicted model, not a curated record.
UUAAUUUCUUUACAAGAUAAAAGAGAAAAUCGAAAUUAAAGUUCCCAUAAGUUUUCCUUUUUUAAUGUAAAAUAAGAAAUUAUUUUAACAAAACUAUAGCAAGUGGAGGAAAUUACGCUUAUAUAUCUCCAGUUCCCUUAACCUUAAUGAUAAAAAUUUUGCGAUAAAGUUCGUCUCUCUGGGUAAUGGAACAACAUUUUAAAUCAUUUCGUGUCCGUUUGUGUAAUGGGCGUAACAAAGUUGGACAUUUAUUUGGCCGUUUAUCCAAGGUUAAACAAGACAACACGCAACCGUAUGAUUUAAAAUGUAAUAAAAGUGAGCAAGCAAAUCUGUUUAGACUGUUAUCCACGCACAUACAAAUAAAUUUAUAACAAAAUGUGACGACCAACGAGGACAUUGUUGCUUGCAUACCAAUAUGUUAGUUACGUGAUUGGUGACUAGGAUUGUCCUAAUCGAACGAAGGACGAAAUGAGCUUUUUGCAUCGCAACGAAGGUCGUUUCUAAACAUGGCGCUACAUAGAUUUUAUUUAUAUUCGUAACCGCAGACCCGCUUCUCUCUCAAUAUGUUCUUACGUAAAUUUUCUUCAUAUUUAAUACUCUUUCUUAUAAUCACAAGUGCGGCUGCAGCACGUAAAACUAAGCGUCCUGUUAAGCCAGCGAAAACAUAUCCGCGUACGAAUGCAACACCUUCACCGCAACAAGCAACUUCAUCAUUGUCAUCAUUACCAGCAGCCUCAUUAUCGUCUUCCUCACUAACUGGCGCCUCAAUAACUAGCAGUUCUGCUACUACAUCUACAACCACAACAAAUGCAGCUCCAUCAUUAGCUCAACAGAGUAUUAGUGCUGAAGAUGACGAUUUGUCCGGAAAUGUGAUUAACAAUGACAGUGAAUUGCCAAAACCGAUAGAAAGUAACGGAAACGUAGCCGAUAUGAUGGCUGAAACAAAAACUGAUAAACCAUCAUCAGCAUUAUCGUCUGAAACGAAUGCUGCUAGCAGCGCUAUGAUCGAAGAAGAAUGCGAUCCGGAUAUGAUUGGUUUUGAAAUCAUAACUGGUUAUGUAUUAUCGGCACCAUCGCAUAUGCUGGAUACUCUGCCUGGCACAUUGAUGUUGACUGAUUGCUUGGAAGCCUGUCAGAUUAACGAAUCAUGCAGUGCCGUUAAUUAUGAAACUGGACUCUGCGUAUUAUUUAAAACAACAGCUGACAAAACGCCAGGUUCACUUUCCCGAUCGCAAUUCCCAGUUUUUACAAUUUACGCACAAAAAUCUUGUUUGGGUGUGCGUCCUUGCUCGAAGGCCUGGUGCAUUGAUCGCGUUCAAGGUUAUCGUCUUGUUGAUCAUGUCAAAUCUAGCCAGAACGUCUACUCGCGACGUGAUUGUCUAGAAUUGUGUUUAGGUGAAACUGAAUUUACAUGCAGAUCAGCUAAUUAUUAUCGUCACUCCGGUUUGUGUGAACUCUCCAAUAUGGAUCGUAUAACGUUAUCGGGUUCAAAUAAUGUCGAAUUGUACGAUGGCGCUGAUUAUUUGGAAAAUAAUUGCGCUGAGGAGCCAAGUAAAUUAUGCGAAUUUAAAAGAAUUUCUGGUAAAAUUCUAAAAACAGUUGAUUCGGUUUAUCAAGAGAUUAACACAAUUGAAGAAUGCCGCGAUUUGUGCUUAAAUUCACCCUACAGAUGUCAUUCUUAUGAUUAUAACGAUACCGGAGACAUGGUAUGCCGUUUAUCGCAUCAUUCACGUUCGACUCUAACCGACGUAAUGGAUCCUUAUUUGGAUGUACCCGAGGCAGCCACCUACGAAUUGUCCUCGUGUUAUAAUGUUUCAAUUGAAUGCAAAUCGGGUGAAAUGAUUACCAAAAUACGCACCUCGAAAUUGUUUGAUGGUAAAGUGUACGCUAAAGGUGCACCGAAAUCUUGUUCGGUAAAUGUUAAUAGUUCUUUGGAAUUUGAUUUUCGUAUGGGGUAUAAUGAUUUGGAAUGCAAUGUACGGCAAAGCGCUUACGGUCGUUACAUGAAUGAUAUUGUUAUUCAACAUCAUGAUAUGAUCGUUACGUCAUCGGAUUUGGGUUUAGCAGUGUCGUGUCAGUACGAUUUAACAAAUAAAACUGUAUCGAACGAUGUAGACUUAGGCGUGACCGGGGAAAUUGAAUCGUCUCUAAGUGAAGAAAUUAUAAUCGAUUCGCCGAAUGUUGUAAUGAAAAUUACGUCACGCGACGGCAGCGAUAUGAAACGCAUAGCCGAAGUGGGUGAUCCAUUGGCUUUACGCUUUGAAAUUGUUGAUCCUAAUAGUCCCUAUGAGAUAUUCGUACGUGAAUUGGUCGCCCUAGAUGGUACAGAUAAUGCCGAAAUUACACUAAUUGAUGCUCACGGUUGUCCCACCGACCAAUAUAUUAUGGGUGCAGUGCAAAAGUAUACAGAAGAUCGUAAAGUUUUGGUAUCGCAAUUUGAUGCCUUCAAAUUUCCGUCAUCGGAAGUUGUACAGUUCAGAGCUUUGGUAACACCCUGUAUACCACGUUGUGAACCGGUUAUGUGCGACAAUGAAGACAGUGUCAGUGGUGAAGUAAAAUCGUUGAUUUCGUAUGGUCGCCGACGACGUUCUAUAAUGGCCAAUAACACGGAGCGAGCUGGAUUUAUGGUUUCCUCAUUUUCACACCAACACCAUCGCCAACAGCGUGACGUAAGUCCAAAGUCAGCCGAUGAUAAUAUUUUAUUAGUUCAAUCGAUACAAAUCACCGAUAAAUUCGGUUUCAAUCAAGAUGCGGCCAAUUCUUUGAAUUCUACCGAAAAUCGUGAAAAGAUUUACACCAGCCUCAGUGAUGAGACAUUCACUUGCCUCAACGGUUACGGUCUUGUAAUUGCCGGUGCCGUUUUCUUAUUGGCUCAAUUAACAGUCAUAGUCAUAUGGAAUACCGUACAAAAGCGCACCAAAAAGGAACGUUAUCUUUAUCGUCAUGAUUCGCCGCCAUCAACGAUCAAUUAUGGGAGCCCGAACACUAUGAUCUAUGGCCAAAGCAACAGCGGCAGCAGCAGCAGCAGCACAAGUCAUCAUCAUAACAAUCAAGGCAAUGCUAACGAUACGUUGAACAAAUUGUAUGACAGCGGUAUGUCGGGACGUUAUGGCCAACAAUACUAAAAAGUUAACGAACAUAAUUUAUGGCAAUUUCUUAACUAAAUUAAAAUAUUUAGCUAAAAGUACUUAAAAAGAAAUUCUUGAGAGACUUU